AUGAUAGUAUUGAAUCUUUACCAUUCUGCUAUACUUUUGGUUGGAGUUAUAGUAAUUAGCUCAAAGAUCUCAGGUAAGAAUGUUCAUUAAUUUGAAUGACGAAGCACACCGCAUAUCAUUGUUAAGUCGUAACAUUCCAAUUAGGUCUUUUCUUAUUCACGGUCGCAUGGAUAAACCUUCGUAAUUGUUUCCACCGUGAAGUUAGGAAAGUCCUUGCUGCAAGAGGAGAGGGAAUAAGAAAAGGACAGAGUUUAAAAUUGGUUUUUUUCAUGAUAAUUAUAACUAUACUAUAUUAUUAAAUCUGUUUUUACGAAGGUUAAAAUCCACGCUAUUUACAUGUGUUCGACGUUUUAUCAUCACUUGAUCAUUUUUUUUUUGGUCGCGAACACGUUUUAACUUGCUCUAUUUUUCUUUUUUUUUUUUUUGACUGAUAUGAAGAUGGUAGAGCACGCAAUUUCCCAAGGAGUUUAUUUUUCAUAGAUUAAAAAUGAAUUCUGGAUUUGGGUUAAAUGGUAUCCUCUUUGCGCCUAACUGAAUUAAGUUUACUUGGACGACCACAGUAGUAAAUUAACGAUAGCACUAUUUGCUAAGAAUAAAUUAGGUUCCUCGAGAUAUUACUUUUUUUGUUAUGAACUAGGAUGAAGUGAAAAUCUGUGAAGUAUUUGAAGUGUCGCAAUUUUGCCUCAAUCGCUCCAACUGAAGAAUACUGUUCCCUAUUAAGAUUUGGGUCUUUUGAUAAUUGUAUUAUACUGACUGUUUAACUCGUCGUGUGAUUUAGCCGAUCGGUGCGAUUAAAAGCUAUUUCUUCUCGCCUUUUUCAGACGUCACACUUUAAAAGAACUUUCUCUUGUAACAUAUCUGGUUUGUGUCCAUUUAUAUGGGACCAUAGGGGAACUCGAACUUAACCGGAAAAUUUAAAUUUCAAGCAAAGGUUGCUUGAAGCGUGAGGUAGAAUGUAAUGGAAAAUAUUUAUUUGGGCAGUCUCCGAUAGAAUAUCAGGAUUUCUCUUGUUUAGUAUUGAUGCAAAAUUCCAUCAAAUUGCUUUUGCCAUUCUGUGUUCUCACACAUCUGAAAUCAUUUUCUCGCCUGAUCUAGUCUUACUUUGUUGGAUACCUUGAUUGGGGUAAAACCCAACAUUUAACUGAUGUGUCUCUUACAUUCUUUUUAUCCAUCUUGGCGCGUGGUUUGCGUGAUUGAAAGAACUUAAUACAUCUUGCAACAGGUCUUUCUGACUAUUAUCAUCGCUGGCUCGGACCCGCAAACCAACAGGUGUAACUGUGUCGAAUUAAACAAUAGAAUAUAUUUCAGUGUUGCUUGUGCAGGUUUAUAUGUCACGAUAGCUGCUUUGAUUAACAAGGUAAUUCCCCUCUCUACGGGAUUGAUGGCAUUUCAAUGAAUGCUCCGUGACAGGCAACAGAAUGAGCGGAUCAUAACGAAAAUAAGUGAAAAGGAAUGAUUUGCAAACACUUUCGUUUCUUAUUUACUUUGAGCUAAAUUGUUCCACUAGGUACCUCUCAGUCACCAUCAGGUAUCAUUGUUGAAGCAGUACAGGGUUUGGAUUUUGUCAUAAUAUCAUGGAAAUAUCAAGAAAGCGCUAAGUAUUACAGAAUCUUCUUCAAAGAAUUUAAUUCAAUGCAGGGAAACUCAAACAGUCCACUACACGAGGUCGGUCCAAUGCUAGUCUACUGUUUAGCGGAUAACACUACAUGUAGUUAUUGUGUGUCAAACAGUGACAGGGAUGUCUCGUGUAACAAAUUUAACACAAAUUAUGGGGCACCUUUGCUUGAGAGCAAACUGGAAUACGAGGAGCCCGUGAGCAUAAAAGUUGAAGCUUGCACUGAUGUGUACCCUGACUCAUGCCAGAGUCAUAAUGAGUGGAUCAAUUAUACAAUUCCAGCUGGAGGUAAGUGGGUUAAAUUUGAUCUGUCACCUUUACGACAUCUCUAGUUUUACCUGCAAACUGUCUUACGAAUAUCACUUAAAAAGGUUAAAUAGCUACCUCAUCUUCACCAUAAAUCAGCACAUUAUUGUUAACUUCAGUUUUUAAGAUAAGAAAUUCUAUUUGAAAUUCCUCCGAGCCGUUCUACGCAGUUUUAAGGGUAUCGUUAUCAUAAUCUGUUUUGAUAUGAUGAAGAGAGAUUUGGCAAUCCGAGCUUACUGGCACCCCUCAAAAACAACAAAACUAACCCUCAAUUGAAAUAAUGAAAUGUUAAACGAACUGUUUCUUCUUAGUUUCGAGUUAACAUGCAUUUGCAUUCGCUCUAUAUGAGGACGACGACGAUGAUGAUGUAGGCCAACGCAACAUAGGAAACCUUAAUUCUUCUUCCUUUUCUUGACCUUCCUUGUCAGACUGACUAAACACCUUUUAUUCCCCUAAGCACCUAGUGCAGUGAGGGAUGUACACGCAAGGCCAUUAUCAUCCAAAACGGUCGAAGUCACGUGGUCUCCCCCUAAUCAAACAAGAGGAACCAUUGUAAUGUACACUAUAUUGUACAAAACUGAUCACGUAAGUUGAACUCUGUUUUUUUCACUAGCUUAUUCAGUGAAAAAUAAGAUCGUAGAAAGCAGGCAUUUUAUCAAAAAAAUCAUGUGUAAGGCGAAUGAACACUUGAAAGGAUUCCCUUUACUGUCUCCACAUUACAGGCAUCACUUUGACUAACGUAUAUUGAGAUACAGGUUCCCUUUCGUUCUUAACAAUUGUAUGUAGCCGGUGGGAGCAAAGGAAGACAUUCAGUACAGGGACAGUUGAUAUUAAAUUUUCCUGCAGUUUUGUCCCAGCGUGCGUUUAUCAUUCAAAACUGACUUCUUUUGCUCUGCUCUAGGUCCGUUUACAGUAUUUUCUCCCCUACUGUGCACGCUUGAAUCACCGAAACUAAUGUUGCUUCUUGUAAGCUAGUGUUUUCACGAAACUUUCCAGUUGAGUACUGGAGACAACGUCACUUUUUUAAUGCAAGUUAGGGGGACAUCGUAUAGCCGAAUAGCUUAGUAACAGCCUCAAGCCAAAAUUAACAGGGAGACCAAGCUACUGCUAGCCGAGUGCAACUUUUGAUUCACAUUAUCUGAAAUGGUAGCAUGAGGAUAGCUACUGUAAUUUUGGAGCACUACCUUGUAUUUAUUUCUGUAAGAGACAUGCUCAGGCGUGCAUGCAGUGGCGCAGAUGGCACAAAUGACGAAAUUAGCAAAUUUCUCCAGAGUUCGAUAUAAUCAUUAAAUAAAGCAAACAUUUUUGUUGUCUCCAAUUCAGGUCAUAUGUGUUUUUAAAGUUUAAGUUUAUUCAGUUUCAAAUGAAGAGGUGGAUGUUACAUAUUUUGGUAUAGGGUAUGAAAAUGGGCGAAGAAUUCAGACGUGUAUCAAGAGCAAUUAUCACGGGCUUGAGUGCAAAAACGACUUACAGUGUUUGGAUGACAGCCUCUACGGCCAGGAAAGAAGGCGCAAAAUCCAAUAUCAUCACUGUUCAAACAUGUAAGAAAAUACUGAAAUCUUCCACCUGUUUAUAUAUUUGUUCAUCUGAGUCUGAAAUCCCUCUCCGUGAAGCUUGGACAGGAAACCCAAAAAUGCCUGACGGAACGUCUGUUCACGACUUUCGUGUAAGCUCAUUCGCUUAAGCUGAUGGCGUGCUGUCCUAAGAAAAUUUUGAAUUGUUGCUGUGAUUAGUUUUUAAUAGAUUACGAACUACGCAAGACUAGUUUACCUUUAUGUAAUAUCAAGGCGUUGUUAUGGACGAGGAGUGGAUAGUGUUGUUUUAUUUCUUGCACCUAUUUUCCUUUAGAUGAAGACGAAUGUGUGUCUAAUCCUUGUCAGCAUCAUGGAAAAUGUCACGUGGAUGGCAUGUCCUAUUUGUGUAAUUGUUCAAGAGCCUGGGAAGGAGCAAACUGUGAAAGUAAGUGAAAAGUACUUAGAUUUUAUGAUCAGUUGCAAGUGGUGAUUUUUGACAUAAAGGUGACUCAGUCUUCAACUCCCAGCACCUACCUCAGUUCAAAAGAGAACUUGACUAAAAUCUGCUUUUCAGUGUAAUAUUUCUACCCUUACCCAUAUCAAAGGUGUUAUAAACCCCAUCAAACUGACGUCGUUUUACUGCAGGUGAGAGACAAAAAAUGCCUCUUUGACUUAAACUUAACCAAGAAUUCGUUAAUAUUGACAAAGCGAUGGAGCCCCGGCAGGUAAAAAAUAAGAGGACACAAAAAGGCUUACUUAAUUCUACCAAAAGUCUGUAAGGUCUACUCCUGUGUUAUUAUUAAAACUGCAGUCUUUAUUUGUUUCCUGUCCUCAAAAAUUGUUGUCUUAUUUCAAAUGUGAUUAGUGUUCGGUAUUUUGAAGACCAUUUCAGAGACAGGUCUCUCGUAUCCUUGACUUUUGAGGACAAAGUUUUUGGUUUGCAUUUAUUCACAUUUUACGUAUUAUUCAUGAUAUGUAUAUAUUUUUUUGCAGUUCCUGAAAGUUUUGCUAUGCAGAAAAACCUCUGUAUCGACACAGGAGGAGGAAACAAGCUUCCUUUUCAAACAAAUGUUUCCUUGGAGUUUUGCUCCGGAAAGUGUAGAGAGAAUUUAAGGUAAGGGGAAUGUGCAAAUACACCCACACACACCCACACAAACACCUAUUAAAGGGAGUCCUCUGAAGGUAGCCUAAGAACAUUUGCUUUUGAGAACGUAUAACGCUGGCAAUGAAAAACACCUAUGUGUUUGUGUAUCACCGAACAUAUUGUACGUAAGUUGUUUCACUUAUCCCAAAUAGCUUUAGUGUAUGAAUUUUAAAGAAGGAGAGUUGAAACUCAUCAAACCCAAAGGCGACCUGAAGUUUGAUUAAAUAGUUUGAACUAAUCGAGUCCAGAAAGCAUCUGGAAUAAAGAAAAGUUUCCAUUUCAAAAAACUAUACCAUUCCAACUACUUGCGUGAAGAUCAGAAACUCCUCUGUAAUUUUCUUUCUCACGAGAUGUACCUUUCUUGUGUUCAAUCAGCUGUAAAUCGUUUGAAUAUGGACUGGGAUAUGAAAAUAAUGGAACAUUCGUUAAAUCUCUUCGUCGACAUGGUCUUGGAAUAUGCAAAAUGCAAGGAGUGGACGCGACAGAGAGAGUCCCUAUCGCUUGUAACUAUGACUACUAUGAGAAGAGAACUCCUGUGUCAGCAGGUUCAAUAUCUUCUUUGCCAUAUAAGGCGCUUAUAAGAACUUUAGCGUUAAUGUUUCUUCUCCAGAAAUAG
This is a messenger RNA of Pocillopora meandrina, 5195 nucleotides long. NCBI's taxonomy places the organism in Eukaryota, Metazoa, Cnidaria, Anthozoa, Scleractinia, Pocilloporidae. The record is from the annotation of a GenBank genome assembly.